Molecule: messenger RNA, 1480 nt
Organism: Neomonachus schauinslandi (Hawaiian monk seal)
Lineage: Eukaryota; Metazoa; Chordata; Mammalia; Carnivora; Phocidae
Gene: NSMCE4A
Product: NSE4 homolog A, SMC5-SMC6 complex component
Exons: 11
Coding region: 154-1305 (383 amino acids)
Biological process (GO): DNA repair
Cellular component (GO): nucleus; Smc5-Smc6 complex
Source: RefSeq, a predicted model, not a curated record
GCCCGCCGCCGGCCUCCCGCCAGAGGCGUCGCUGUGCGCUGGCGCCGGCCCGGGAGCCGCGUUCCGCGGGGAGCAGGCGCUCGCGCGGAGCAGGGGUUUCAGUUUCUGGCGCGAACUUCCGCCGCACCGAAGUUGCACGGCGGAUUGGCGGCGAUGUCCGGGGACAGCAGCGGCCGCCGGUCCGAGGGCCGGGGCCGGGGCCGCGACCCGCACCGGGAUCGCACCCGCUCCCGCUCGCGGUCCCCGCUGUCGCCCGUGUCCCGCCGCGGCGCCGCGCCCGAGCGCAGGGAGGCCCCGGAGCGCCCGAGCCUGGAGGAGACGGAGCCGUCGGAUUCCGGGGACGAGAUGGUGGACCCGGCGAGCCUGGAGGCGGAGACCGACCACGGCCUGUGCCGCCAGAUCCGCCAUCAGUACCGGGCGCUCAUCAACUCGGUCCAACAAAACCGGGAGGAUAUACUGAAUGCCAGCGACAAAUUAACAGAAGUCCUUGAAGAGGCCAACACUCUGUUUAAUGGAGUGUCCCGAGCAAGAGAAGCAGUCCUGGACGCCCAGUUUCUUGUUCUGGCUUCAGAUUUGGGCAAAGAGAAAGCAAAGCAGCUGCAUUCUGAUCUUAACUCAUUUGAUAUGUUAAGAUAUGUUGAAACUCUACUGACACAUAUGGGUGUAAAUCCGCUAGAAGCUGAAGAACUCAUCCGUGAUGAAGAUAGUUCUGAUUUUGAAUUCAUAGUCUAUGACUCCUGGAAAAUAUCAGGCAAAACAGCAGAAAACACCUUUAAUAAAACCCAUACAUUCCACUUUCUGUUGGGUUCAAUACAAGGAGAGUUCCCUGUGCCAAAGCCACGAAGUGAUCGUCCAAGAAAAGGUCCCACGACAGAAGAGAAGAAGACAAUGCCUGACCAGUUAAAUGAAAUGGAAGAAUCUCAUCAAGAAGCAACAGAAAAAGAAGUGGAAAGAAUUUUGGGAUUGUUGCAAACGUAUUUUCGAGAAGAUCCUGAUACUCCUAUGUCCUUCUUUGACUUUGUGGUUGAUCCACAUUCUUUCCCCCGAACAGUGGAAAACAUCUUUCAUGUUUCCUUCAUUAUAAGGGAUGGUUUUGCAAGAAUAAAGCUUGACCAAGACCGACUGCCAAUAAUAGAGCCUGUUAAUAUUAAUGAAGAAAGUGAGGGAAUUGACCAAAACACCCAAAUUAGGAAUCAAGGAAUCAUAGCUUUGAGUUACCGUGACUGGGAGGAGAUCGUGAAGACCUUUGAGAUUUCAGAGCCUGUGAUUGCUUCAAGCCAGAGCCAGCAGAGGCUAAGCGCUUGACGCCAGCAAAGGACUCAAAUGGAUAGUGAAAUCGAAAGAUGAAAGCAGCAUGUAUUGUAUAUACUGUAUGAUUAAACAUUUUUAAAGACAGAUUGUUUUUAGUAAAAUGUAGCUUUUGAUAGUUAAUGAAUUUGUCAUGGUUGUCUUUGAUUAAAGGAAAUUCACUGCCAUCUUC